GCGCGUGCACAAACAGCGCAGCUUCCUCGCUUUACCUGUUCAGACACUCUGCAGGGACGAAAGCAGCUGUCAACUCCUUGCUGCUUUGAUGAGACGAGAGAUCAAUCUGACCAGGAGGAACGUUAUGUCAAAAAGAUUCCCUUCACUGCUGAGCUACUGAGAACUUUACGAAUGGGAACAGGUCCAAGUCGGCCAAACUGAGUUGAGCUGAAGCUGGAAAGAGGACACUUUGAGGAGUGGGGACCACAGAGGCAUCUCACCCUGACUGCUGAGACACGACGCCUGCAAGUAUGAAUUCAAUGUUGAAAGUGUAUAAGAGCAAAGUGAUGAAGACCCUCAACCCGGAGUAUGAGGAUGAAGCUGCAGAAGAGGUUACAGAGGUGGAGAAUGAUGUAAGUCCAGUGCAGGAGGAUGAGGGACCAAACGCUGUGUCCCAGUUGGCCAGGAAAAUGCAGGGGGCCGGGACUAAAAGCUGGAACAGACUAUCAUCUCUCUUCAACAAAGAAGAUGAACACCAGCUUCUAGAGGAGACGGAGAGCCCGCCGGUCGCAGACCAUCCACUUGCAAUAAAGCCAGAGGAGCCUCCUCGACCCACCAGGCGCUCAGCAUUCUGGGAUAGCUUUGCCGCUAACUGGGCUGCCAAAAAGCAGGCGGAAGCUGCAGCCGCUGCUGCCGCUGCAACCAACGAGGUGGCAGCAGUGCAAGGUGAGGAGGGGGUGACAGAAGGCACAGGGGAGGAGGUGACAGCUUCUCAGGAUGGGCAGACCGCUGAGGGAGAGGAGAGCGAAGGAGGAGGAGGAGGAAGGAGCAGCAGCAACAACAGCUUUUCCAAAUAUGUCUCACUGGGAGGAGGAAACACCGAUGCAUCCUUUAAGUGGAACUUUGUCACCAGCAAGCUCGCAGAUCUGAAGACCAAGAGCAACUAAAUGUUUGUGAAGAAGAAAUCUAAUACACAUGAUGAAAGUGUUGAAGUAGGAACAUGGAGGAAGUUUAUGAAAAUAAUUUAUUGUACACAGGAAAGUAAAGUCCUGUCACUUCACAGUACAGCAAAUAAGCCCCCUUUAAUAACCACACAACUAUUAUUUUAAACUUCCCCCAUGAUUGUCUUUCAACACGUCAUAUUGAUAAAUUAUGAAACGAUAAACCAAAGUUUGAACGUUUCCUUUCCACUUUCAAACCCUGUUUUCUCUUGACACAAAUGCAGUAUAAACUCAUUUUUGUAAUGAAGGAUGGAUAAUAUCAUGAAUGCUUUUUUCAUUUAUUACAUUUACACCUAGAAACACAUACCUUAAAAUACUCAGAAACAUGUUUAAUAAUAGGGCAGUAAUGGUGUUGGCCAGAAACAAAGGGUUUGGUUCACAAAGUGGGACUUCUGAAAGAGAUAGUUCAUGAAACUAAUUAAUAUUUUGAGUGGAUAAUGUAGGCAUACAAUAUCCACAAGAUUAACCUGAGAUCAGUACAAUAGAAAUAAAUACACAAUAAAUCUGCUUUUUAUGAUAUCUUAAAUCCCAAAGUGCUUUUGAAACCACAUAAAGGGGCCUUCACACCUGCCAGCAAACUUGAUGUAAUCUCUAUUUUAUAAACCUGGAUUAAGAGAUGAGUGGCAGCGAUAGCUGGAUUGGUUACAGAUUAUCUCAUUUAACCUGUUUAGAGGGCAGCGGAUUUGAAUUUGGAGAUUUGGCAGGGAGACAUGACUAUUACAUAAUGUUUGCAGUUAUAAAAAAAAUUCCCCCUCCGCAGUCAUCAGGAGGGGAGGAGAAUGUGCUGCACAGUUAUAUGCAAUAUGUAAAAUAUGAAUGUGUGUGUGGUGAGAUAAUGUCAGGUGUACAGACAUGAUGUUUUAACUGACUUGAAUUUUCUGAUUGUGACUGAGGGGGAAAUGUGCAAAGUGUGAGGUUUUUAAUCAUUCCUAAUAGCAAGACAUAAGACUUUGAAUAUUGUUUCAUCUCAUAUUUUGGUUUUGUCUUGUAUGUUUAUUCUGAUGUUUUGUUUUCUGGAAUGAUAUAAUAAAGAAUGCUGCUCUAAAAGUUCAGAUAAAGAA
Messenger RNA from Labrus bergylta (ballan wrasse), 2041 nucleotides. RefSeq lists its product as uncharacterized. The record is from RefSeq and is a predicted model, not a curated record. Gene Ontology annotation, biological process: spermatogenesis. NCBI's taxonomy places the organism in Eukaryota, Metazoa, Chordata, Actinopteri, Labriformes, Labridae.